Messenger RNA from Chaetomium fimeti, 1276 nucleotides. Its product is annotated as glycosyl hydrolases family 11-domain-containing protein. Gene Ontology annotation, molecular function: hydrolase activity, hydrolyzing O-glycosyl compounds. The transcript is spliced from 2 exons. Lineage: Eukaryota; Fungi; Ascomycota; Sordariomycetes; Sordariales; Chaetomiaceae. Gene Ontology annotation, biological process: xylan catabolic process. The record is from RefSeq and is a predicted model, not a curated record. Bases 220 to 981 code for a protein of 253 amino acids.
AUAAGGGACCGAAUAGGACAUCUAUCCAUCUGCCCACUUGAGCGCUAAUAGCAGGUGCUGGUAGGUUACACGCGGAUGAAGGGAUCAUUGGCAUCUAAGGCCCUCAACCGGGCACCGAAAAGACAAAUGAUAAAGCAAGCUCUUCCACCGCUCACUAAUACCCACCUCCCUUCCGUUUAGCUCUCCCAGCCAUCUUUCACCCACCCAUUUACCCUCACCAUGCUCAAGUCUCUCCUACUCACCGCGGUUCUCGCGGCCGCCAUUCCGCUAGACGAGGAGUUGUUCGGAAGGUCGUUCGAUCUGGGAAGCAAGAUCUACCCCACAGCCCACGAUAGCCGGGGAGUAGCAGCAGGGUCGCCCGAAGGCAACGGCUUUCACAGCGGCUACUUCUACUCCUUCUGGUCCGACGGCCGAGGCAGCGUCACCUACAACAACCUCGCCGACGGGUCCUACAACAGCCAGUGGAACAACGUCGGCAACUGGGUCGGCGGCAAGGGCUGGAACCCUGGCGGACCCAAGACGGUGCAGUACAACGGCACCUGGAACGGUGCCAACGUCAACUCGUACCUCGCCCUCUACGGCUGGACCAAGGACCCACUGAUCGAGUACUACGUUGUCGAGAGCUACGGCUCGUACAACCCCAGCAGCGGCGCGCAGAGGAGGGGUACCAUCGAGAGCGACGGCGGCACCUACGACAUCUACCAGACCCAGCGUGUCAACCAGCCCUCGAUUAUAGGGAGGGCCACAUUUAUGCAGUUCUGGUCCGUCCGCCGGGCCAAGCGUGUUGGUGGUCAGAUCACCACCGGUACUCACUUCGACGCCUGGACCCAGAGCGGCCUGAAGCUGGGUGCGCACAACUACAUGAUCCUUGCCACCGAGGGCUACCAGAGCACUGGGUCGUCGAGCAUCACCGUUAGCGAGGUUGGGGCGGAGGGAGUGCCGUACCCCGACGAGCCCGACUCGGUAAACCCGAACAACUAGGGACGUCAUAUCAUGGAUGUGUGUCACAAUGGUGGGAGUUAAGAGUUUAUAUUCUUUUAGCUCUGGUUUUGACUUUUAUGCUAGUGAUAAAAAUGAAACCCAUCAACUGAUAGCGAGGUGGGGAGUUAUAGGAGAGUCAUCAAUGAUGUUCCAUACCAUGAGUCCACCGUUGCCGACGGCCGCAAAGACCACGUGUGACUCGGAUGAUAUACCAACCAAAUGUAAGCAUUAUCAAACCGGCAAAAAAGGACACCGCCACCAAAGACUCAAGAGAUAAACCCCUCAAACCACCUCC